AUGCCGAGGGACCCCUGGGAUGCAGCUGUAUUUGCCAUACGUGGAUGCCGAGGGACCCCUGGGAUGCAGUCUGAUGUAUUUAUGUUCCUAGGUACCUGCAGUGGCAGCUGGAAGCAGAUGACUGGAGAGCAGCGCAGCGGGUCCAUCUUUCGCUCAUGGAAUGGUGCUUCAAAGCCCACAGACAUCCCCCCAACUGCCACAGUUAAGUUUCUGGGCGCUGGAACAGCAGCCUGCGUAGCAGACCUCUGCACCUUCCCUUUGGACACUGCAAAAGUCCGGCUGCAGAUCCAGGGAGAAUCCAAGCCAACCAAGAGCAUGGCGACCAUCCACUACAAAGGCGUCCUGGGCACCAUCGCCACCAUGGUGAAGACGGAGGGUCCCACAAGUCUGUACAAUGGCCUGGUGGCUGGGCUCCAGCGUCAGAUGAGCUUCGCUUCCAUCCGCAUCGGGCUGUAUGACUCAGUGAAGCAGUUCUACAGUGCUCCAGGAUCGGAGAAUGCCAGCAUCCUCACCCGGCUGCUGGCUGGCUGCACCACCGGCGCCAUGGCAGUGACGUGUGCCCAGCCAACCGACGUGGUCAAGGUGCGAUUCCAAGCACACGUGAGGCUGACGGAUGGAACCAAGAAAUACAACGGGACUGUGGAUGCCUACAGGACCAUCGCCAAGGAGGAAGGGGUCAGAGGCCUCUGGAAAGGGACCUUACCCAACAUCACCCGCAACGCCAUUGUGAACUGCGGAGAGAUGGUUACCUACGAUAUCCUCAAGGAGAUGCUGCUGAAAUCUCAGCUAAUGACAGACACUUUUCCUUGCCAUUUCGUCGCUGCUUUCGGAGCUGGGUUCUGCGCUACAGUGGUGGCUUCGCCUGUUGAUGUUGUGAAGACGAGAUACAUGAAUUCCACCCCCGGCCAGUACAGAAAUGCUUUGAACUGUAUGCUCACCAUGGUGAUCCUGGAAGGACCCACUGCGUUUUACAAGGGGUUCAUUCCCUCAUUCCUACGGCUGGGCUCCUGGAACGUGGUGAUGUUUGUGACCUACGAGCAGCUGAAACGCGCCAUGAUGCUGGCCCAGGAGGCGUGGACGUCUCCAUCCUAAGCCCCAGGGAGGUCUCUGGGAUGAGAUGACAGAGGACAGCUUGGGGGACCCCGUGGAUUCCCCCCGCUUCCCAGGAAAGCUUGCAGAGCCAGCUCUCACUACUGGACUUUGACAGAGACAUGCGCUCACUGCUGCUGAGAUGGGAAGAUGCAGCUUAGGGUGGACUGUCUGCAGACAGCUGGCUUUUCAAAACCCACUGGUCAGGGUUGACGUGAUGCCAAAGCAAAUUACAGUAUUUAAACAUGGCCAAGGGAUGCAUGAUAUUGAAGCAAUGAAAAGGGACUUGAAAAAGCAAAACCUUCAGGGAAUCCAAACUGUAGUAAAGCUUUCGACGUGGCCUCUGAGCUCUUCGAAUGCCCUUGGGCCCAGGUGCUGCCAUGUGGGCAGGAAACCAGAUCAUAAUCCAAGGAGCUGACCACCCACAGAUGGAUCUGCAGCAGGAUACCGACCUAUCAGCUGAGCUGCCUGCAGUGCAAACUCACGAAUGUCCCGGAGCUGCGCUGAGAAGGGAUUAUUAAAGGAGCAUUGCCCGCCCCGAGUGGAUCACUCAUGUCGCUGGGGAAUAGCGCUCAUUAAGUUGUAUCGCUGUUAUUAACCACCGGCAGCCAUUACUAAUAAAAGCACAAACUGCCCCCAUAGUA
Molecule: messenger RNA, 1733 nt
Organism: Pelodiscus sinensis (Chinese soft-shelled turtle)
Lineage: Eukaryota; Metazoa; Chordata; Testudines; Trionychidae
Source: RefSeq, a predicted model, not a curated record